Mangifera indica (mango) is the source of this 822-nucleotide messenger RNA. RefSeq names its product protein NDR1-like. The transcript has 2 exons. Bases 1 to 822 code for a protein of 273 amino acids. NCBI's taxonomy places the organism in Eukaryota, Viridiplantae, Streptophyta, Magnoliopsida, Sapindales, Anacardiaceae. Gene Ontology annotation, biological process: defense response to other organism. The record is from RefSeq and is a predicted model, not a curated record.
AUGCCAACAAAGAGAACUGACUCCUGCUGCCAGGGCUGCAGCUGCUGUUCCCUAAUCUCUUUUGGUCUAGCCAUUUUUUACCUUUGGGCAAAUUUUCAUCUUUCAAACCCAAAGUGCUCCAUACAAGACUUCUAUCUUCCAGCUCUCAACAACUCUUUAAACUCCGCAGACAACUCCACUCUUUACUUCCAGUUAAAGCUUAAAAACUCCAACAUACUCAAAGGUAUUUACUACGAUCCUGUAAACGUCACCCUAGUCAACAAAUCAAAUACCACUACCUACAUUGGAAACUAUGUUGUUCCCAAAUUUUAUCAGGGGUUCAGGAAGACAGCUGUGAAGGAUGGCAGUGUUGACGUUGAUAAGGAAGUGGUUAAAAGCGCCGUUUUUGACAACGGGACGGCGAUUUUCGGGGUUGAUUUGGCGACAGCCGUGAGAUUCAAGGGAUUUUUCUGGACGACUAAAAGGCAUCGGAUCAGGGUUGGGGCCGAUGUGGAGGUCAACGAUGAAGGUACAAAAGUCAACCAGAAGAACAUUAAGCUUUCUCAAGCACCUUUGAGUUUGAGGAUUUGUGGGGCGAUCGAUAUUGUUUUGGGUUUGAGGUUUUUCUACGCCAUUUCACAAGAAUCGAUUGAGCUAGCUUUAAUCUCUAUCCAUGUCAUGAUGAGUCUUAUUUUCCAGGUUUCUGAAUUUGGGAAGAAACCCAGAAAAUCGUUGAGAAGGAUCCAAAUAUUUAAUUUCAAACUACAUGUUUCAGGAGCCAAUAAGAUGGAGUUGGCUUUGCUAGCAGAACUUCAGAAACUUUUUGCACUUUCUGAGACCUGA